Messenger RNA from Paramecium octaurelia, 864 nucleotides. The record is from the annotation of a GenBank genome assembly. NCBI's taxonomy places the organism in Eukaryota, Ciliophora, Oligohymenophorea, Peniculida, Parameciidae.
CAAGUUUAACAUUCCUUUUAGCAUUCAAAUUUGCAAAUAUUACAACCAUCAAAUCUAAUUGUAUUGCCAUCAUCACAGUCUUCUCCAUCAGUGACUACCAUAUCCCCACAAACUGAUUGACAAAUAUUAUUUGCACCAUCAUCGUAGUAAUUACUUUAACAAAUACAAACAUUAUUACUCAAAUAUCUAUGUUAAGAACCUUUACAAGACAAACACUAAUUGCUACUUGGACCAUAACAUGAAUCACAUAAAGCAUGGCAGCUUGCACAAGUAUUGGAACCUGUUAAAUAGGUCCAAGGGUAGCAUUAGCAAUUUCCAUUUUACAAAUAAAAAUUAGAAGCACACUUAGUACAAAUAUAAGAAUUUUAGCAUUCUAAACAGUAAGAAGGCGUACAAGUUCUACAAACAGGAGGCGUAACUGUGUUAUCUAAAUAAUAAGUAUUGUCAACACAGGUGGAUGGUGAUGACAUGCCUGUUGGUAAUGUUUAUUUUCCUGUGCAUAAUGCCCAAGUGGGACCAGUGCAAGCAGUACAAUAUUGAGUGCACUAAUUAUUAAUUUUUAUUUACUUCUAAGACGAUUAUAAAAUAAUCAUAAACAAUGCAAAAGUUAUCCUUUACUGAUGCUGCUGUUGAACCGCAUUUAAGCUAAACAGAAAAGCUGCUUGUUGUGUGCACUUCUGUUCUAUCAAUAGUAAUGAAUUUAUCUUAUUGAGUCUUACCAACAUUUUUAGCUGUAUUUGCACAAUCAGUAUAUACUAUUGUCUAUGAAAAUCCUCCUACUGUAUAUUAAAAAUUUCCUGAAAAAUUAUCACCUAAAACCAAUGUAAAUUUCAAUCUAAAUUUAUAAUGUGGAUUUAAAGUGAA